AUGUCGUCGCUUCUCAAACAACGUGUGCGGUUCGCACCGUAUUUGGACCGCGUCCAAUCCGCAAAAGAACUCAUACCACUAUUCCAGACCGGCCAGAGUCUUGGCUGGUCAGGCUUCACAGGUGUGGGGGCGCCCAAAGUCGUGCCGCAAGCACUCGCAGACCACGUCGAACGCAACCAGCUGCAGGGCAAGCUGCGGUUUGACCUUUUCGUGGGAGCUAGCGCGGGCCCUGAAGAGUCCCGCUGGGCAGAACUCGACAUGAUCGCCCGUCGGUCGCCCCACCAGGUCGGCAAGCCCAUCGCCUCUGCCAUCAACCAGGGCCGCAUCCAGUUCUUCGACAAGCAUCUGUCCAUGUUUCCUCAGGACCUCACCUACGGUUUCUAUUCCCGCAACAAGCCAAUGGGGUCGCCCAUUUUGGACUACGCCAUCAUCGAGGCCACGGCCAUCAAGGAGGAUGGCUCUAUCGUCCCGGGGCCCUCCGUAGGCGCAUCUCCUGAAUUCGUUUCUGUUGCCGACAAAGUCAUUGUCGAGGUAAACACCGCAACUCACUCGUUCGAAGGCAUUCACGACAUCGAUAUGCCCAUCAAUCCUCCACAUAGACCGCCAUACCCUUACCUUUCAGUUGAUCACCGGUGUGGCGUCGAUUCUAUUCCCGUCGACCCUUCCAAAGUGGUGGCCAUCGUUGAGUCCAAUCAACGUGACAAGGUACCUCCCAACCACCCAGCAGAUGAAACCUCGAGAGCCAUUGCAUCUCAUUUGAUCGAAUUUUUGGAACAUGAAGUUGCGUUUGGUCGUCUACCCAAAAACUUGCAUCCUUUGCAAUCCGGCAUUGGCAACAUUGCCAACGCAGUCAUCGAAGGACUUUCGUCUGCAUCCUUCCAGAACUUGACUGUCUGGACAGAAGUUCUUCAAGAUUCGUUCUUGGAUCUUUUCGAAAACGGUUCUUUGGACUAUGCCACUGCCACCAGUAUUCGUCUCACCGAGCCAGGGUUUGAAAGAUUUUUCAAGAACUGGGACGAAUUCUCACAAAAGCUAUGCCUAAGAUCUCAAGUUGUUUCUAACAACCCAGAAAUGAUCCGUAGACUUGGCGUAAUCGCCAUGAACACACCCGUGGAGGUCGAUAUCUACGCGCAUGCAAAUUCGACCAACGUUUCUGGAUCACGCAUGCUGAAUGGGUUGGGCGGUUCUGCCGAUUUUCUCAGAAACGCAAAGCUAUCAAUCAUGCACACCCCCUCCGCUAGACCAUCCAAGAUCGAUCCAACCGGAAUCUCCACCAUUGUGCCUAUGGCAUCCCACGUUGAUCAAACGGAGCACGAUUUGGAUGUAGUUGUCACAGAUCAAGGUUUGGCAGAUCUCAGAGGUUUGUCACCAACUGAAAGAGCUCGGGAAAUAAUUAACCACUGCGCUCAUCCUGAGUAUCAGCCCAUUCUGAUGGACUAUCUGGAAAAGUCCGAAUUUUAUGCUCGCAAGAACAAAUGCAUGCACGAGCCCCACAUGUUGAAGAAUGCUCACAAAUUCCACAUAAAUUUGGCUGAGAAAGGUACCAUGAAAGUUGAGUCUUGGAAUUGA
Lachancea sp. 'fantastica' is the source of this 1569-nucleotide messenger RNA. Lineage: Eukaryota; Fungi; Ascomycota; Saccharomycetes; Saccharomycetales; Saccharomycetaceae. The record is from the annotation of a GenBank genome assembly.